Acanthosepion pharaonis is the source of this 597-nucleotide messenger RNA. Lineage: Eukaryota; Metazoa; Mollusca; Cephalopoda; Sepiida; Sepiidae. The record is from the annotation of a GenBank genome assembly.
AUGCUCCGGGUGAGGAUCGAACUCACAACCUCCGCAUUUCUUAUGAUGUCGUCUCAUACUGUCUAUAAGUACGGCGCGCUAACCGAUUGUGCUACCGGAGCAUUCACGAAAAGACUGCUUCAUUCUUUAUCAGAAUUAAGGAAUAUUUUGGAUAGAAAAUCAGAAUCAAGUAUAACCGAAGGAAAUAUUUUGGAAAGAAAAAUGCUCCGGGUGAGGAUCGAACUCACAACCUCCGCAUUCCAUAUGAUGUCGUCUCAUACUGUCUAUAAGUACGGCGCGCUAACCGAUUGUGCUACCGGAGCAUUCACGAGACACUGCUUACAGUCUUUAUCAGAAUCAUAUAAGGAAUAUUUUUGGAAAGACAAAAUGCUCCGGGUGAGGAUCGAACUCACAACCUCCGCAUUCCUUAUGAUGUCGUCUCAUACUGUCUAUAAGUACGGCGCGCUAACCGAUUGUGCUACCGGAGCAUUCACGAAACACUGCUUACAUUCUUUAUCAGAAUCAUAUAAGGAAUAUUUUUGGAAAGAAAAUGCUCCGGGUGAGGAUCGAACUCACAACCUCCGCAUUCCAUAUGAUGUCGUCUCAUACUGUCUAUAA